Messenger RNA from Hyaloperonospora brassicae, 630 nucleotides. Lineage: Eukaryota; Oomycota; Peronosporomycetes; Peronosporales; Peronosporaceae. The record is from the annotation of a GenBank genome assembly.
AUGGGCGACCGCGGCAACGUAUCUUACGCGCCUACGGGCGAGACGACCGAGUGGGAAGAUAUCCUAGUGAAGAAGGGUAUCCUUGCACCCAAGACAAAGGUACCUGACGAGGAGCAACAGGACGACGACGACGACGAGCAGGAAGACACUCGAGAGCAUGCGACGCUGGACGAGUUGGACGAACUGGAGGAUGAUUACGAUGACGACGCAGUGCUGGCGCGUAUUCGCGAGCGUCGCAUCCAAGAGAUGAAGGAACAAGCGGCACGUAACAAGUUUGGUGAUGUUCAGCCGAUUGCCAAGGACGAGUGGACCAAGGAAGUGACGGACGGAAGCAGUGACCAUUGGGUUAUUGCCUACCUCUGGGACGAUGCGCUUGAAGAGUGCAAGGUCAUGGACCACGUGCUACGGGAAGUGGCCAAGCGGCACUGUGCGGUCAAGUUCGUGAGCAUUCAGGCGCAAGCUUGCAUUGAGAACUGGCCAUCGCGGAAUUGCCCCACUCUGUUCAUGUACCAUAAAGGCGCGCUGCAGAAUCAGGUCCUGGGGAUCCGCAAGCUCAACGGACUCGACAUGAAGGUGGAAGAUUUGGAAGAGUGCUUGGCCAAGGCCAACGUCUUCAAGGCGGACGGAUGA